Molecule: messenger RNA, 933 nt
Organism: Phragmites australis (common reed)
Lineage: Eukaryota; Viridiplantae; Streptophyta; Magnoliopsida; Poales; Poaceae
Exons: 5
Coding region: 88-780 (230 amino acids)
Source: RefSeq, a predicted model, not a curated record
UUGACGAGCCGCACCACGGCGCAGUCGGCGGCGGCUGCAACUAACCAGCGAGCGAGCGGACGGGCGGCGGCGGCGGAAGAGGAGGAGAUGCCGGGGAAGGGGCAGCGGCGGAGGGAGAAGAACUACCGGGCCGCGCACGGAGGGGACUCGCGCUUGGCCCCGCCGCCGAAGCAGCGGGAGCUCGAGGCCAUCCCGUCCAAGCUCCGCCGCCUCAUCGCCUUCCAGAACAAGCACAACGCCAACGCCUCCUCAGGAGGUGGAGGCGCUCCCGGGAAGCAGGACGAUGGGGCGGGCAAGAACAAGCCGGCAAAAGACAAGAAAACUAAGAAGCAGACCUUGGAGACUACUGUUGAUAGCAAACCAGCAGAAAAUAAAGGUGAGGAUGGGCCGGCUGCCAAUGAGAAUGUGAAUGUGGAGGAAAGCAAGGGGAAGCGGAAGCGGAAGCGGGGGAAGGCUAUGGACCUUCGUUUCAAGGAAUUAGACGAGAAGGCCUCGAUUUCAAAGAAGCAGAAAAGGAAGAAGUAUCUGGAUGAGAAGAAAAAGAAGCGCAAAAGCAAUAAGGUGGAGAUUCUUCCGGAUUUCCCUGGGCGUGAAAAAGUGAAAUUUGGUGAAGUUGUCGAGGCACCACCAAAGUUGUCAUUCCCAAAGGUGAAGAGUCCUUUAGAUGCUUCUCGUGAGAUCCUAAGAAAAGAGGCGAUUGAGAAUUACAGAAACAUCAAAGGCUGGACAUCGAGGCCUGGACUCCAGCUUCCAACACCAGAUGAAAAUACAUUAUCGUGAUCUAAGAAAAGAGGCAAUUGAGAAUUUUUCCAGACCUGUAGACUCUAUUUUCAUGCUUUGCAAUAGUUAAUGUUUUUCACGGGAUAUGCACCCAUGUAACUCCUUUGUUAAGUUCCUACUGUUAACUGGAUUCACGGAUUUGACCAAUGCAAA